Messenger RNA from Rattus norvegicus (Norway rat), 8577 nucleotides. NCBI's taxonomy places the organism in Eukaryota, Metazoa, Chordata, Mammalia, Rodentia, Muridae. The record is from RefSeq and is a predicted model, not a curated record.
CCGGUGGUCUCUUCCGUUGUUGCAUCCUUGCCUUGAGCUCACACCCACCACUGCGUGGGGCUUCCAAAGCCCUGGAAAGCCGCCUGCCUCCUGAGCCAGCAGGAGGGCGAACAGCCAGGAAAGGCAUCUCCGCGGGAGCAGGGAGGCUCCCUAGAUCCUUUAAAGGUCUAGGGAGAACUGCCCACAGAGAUUCGCUCCCCGAAAGGGUCCGCGACAACGCGGGGAGGACCACGUGAGCGUCGUGGCUUAGCUAUAAAAAUCCCCCGAUUGCACGAGUGUGGGGAGAGAGCACCGAGGCGAGACGCGGCCUCCCACGACACGAGAGACAAAUAGAACCUGAUACUCCUUUGUCAAUGCCCAGAGCUCUGAUGCUCCAGCCCUUAGGCGUGGGGUGUGGAGAAGCGUUGAACUUUGGGGGACUUGGCAAAGGCUUGCAGACGCCCGCGCGACUGGAUUCCCACAAACGCACAGAACUGGUUUGACCUUUAGGAGAGUUGGAGGAAGGAUAGCAGGAAUCUCAGGCAGAUCGAUCUCCUGUCCUUCACUGAGAGAGCAGCCUGGGGUUCUGGAGCGUGUCCUCCUAGGAAACCAAGAGGUCCCCGAACUGCCCCCAGCCCGCGCAUCUACACCGCAGCCGCCCUGUGAGCCGCUUCAUUUCUGAGAGUCCCGACGACUCCCGCCGCCUUCUCCUAAACUUUGACCUGCUCUGGUCGCCCGCCGGGUCCCCGACUCCCCGCUGCCCCCUCCUCCCACGGUGGGCUCAGGUGUGGACAUGGCUACGGGCUCCAGAAGCAGAGCGGGCUCUUCUCGGCGCAACCUGGCACCGCCCGCGUAGCAUCCUCCACGCUGACCUACCCCGCUGCGGCGCUGAGCCUCUGGCGGGAGCUAAGGCAGUACUCAGAGGUGUAGGAGGCGACAACUGAGGACCCGAGGGUCCCUAUGGCCGCUGCUCCCGGGCGGCUGCUGAGCGCUGAAGAGCUCGCCGGCUGCGCUCAGGGCUCCGAGCGACUCUGAGCUGCUGCGCCGGCGGACAUCGCCCUCGCGGGACCUCGGAGGGUCAAGGACCCGAAGAGCAGAGACGGUGGUGGCAGCUGAUCCUCCCUUCCACAGGGCAAUGUGGCCGGCCGGUGCGGGCACCAAGCAGCUCUGUGCCCGAGACUCCGCGCUCCGGCGGGCGGCGUUCUCGGGCAAUCUCACCGCCCUGCCUUCUCACCUAGUACCCGCCGGCCGCAGUGUCCGGGUCUUCAUCAGCGCCAACCCUGAAGAUACAGGAGCAGAACGGCAGGCACUAAGAGAAACUGUGUAUCCAAAACUUCGAGAAUUCUGCAGAGAAAACUAUGGGUUGGAAUUUCAGGUCAUAGAUCUGUACUGGGGAGUUGAGGAAGAUGAAUGGGACAGCCCCGAGCUGCAGAAGAUGCGCAUGAAGCUGCUGGAGGAGUGCUUGAAAAGUUCUGCAGGUCCAUGUUUUGUUGGGCUCCUAGGUGAGAAGUACGGGAACAUUCGAAUACCGGGGCAAGUUGAAGCUUCAGAGUUUGAAAUGAUUCUGGAUGCUGCUGUAGAGGCAAAACUGGAGACCAAGUUACUGGAAGAUUGGUACUGUCGGGACGAGAACUCGGUGCCAGCAGCCUAUUACCUCAGACCCAGACUAGAGGUGCCAAGAACCAACAAGAACUCAACACAGCCUUCUGCCACGGGUGAACAUGAGAGGCCAUGGCAAGAAAUAUCGGAUGAAAUCAAAACAAUAUUUAAAGCUGCUACCAAACUGCUGCAUGAACAGGGGAAAAUGAAGCUCAGCCAGGCUAAGAGGUACCUGUUCUCAGCUAUCGAGGAUGAGUUUGACUUUGCUCUGGGCAAGCAAACUCCAGCAUUCCUGAAGAAGUGUGUAUGCUACAUCAGGAAGAUUGCUAACAUCGAACGCUUCGUGAAAAUCCCAGAGAUGGGAAAAUACAUGGACAUAACCGGAACGGACCCAAGAAUCAUCCGUGACCCAGAAGCUCAAGAGAAGCUGAUAAAACUCAGGGAUGAAUUCAUUCCUACCAUCGUCGCAUCCUCUAAUCUGAGAGUGUACACGUCUGUCACUCACUGUGACAUGAAACUGGGCUAUUCCCAAGAGAUAGAGAACCAUUACAUAGAAGGACUUGGUAAGCAAUUUUAUGAAGACAUGAUUGAUAUAAUUCAGGCGACAGUCCAGCAGAACUUUGACACAGAGACUGAUACGCUGUAUGAUGAAAUCCUGCAGCACUCUUCACUAUGUAAAACAUACGCCUCCUUCUAUGAAUACAAAUGUGAAUCGCUAAACAUCUUGCAUAAAUACAUCCUUCCAAGCAAAACCGGGCAUAUCAAUCCUCUCAUUGUGUAUGGGGGACCAUGCACUGGGAAGACUCUACUGCUAGCUGAAGUAGCAAAAAAGGCUUAUGGCUGGCUACAUGAAGACACAGGGCCAGACUCUGACCCAGUUGUCAUUGUGAGAUUUCUAGGAACAACAGACAUGAGUAUUGAUCUGAGGACACUUCUUCUCAGUGUCUGUGAACAACUGGCAGUCAACUACCGGUGUCUGGUUCAAAGCUUUCCUAAGAAGAUCCACGACCUUCGAGACUUAUUUAUAAACCUGUUGAAUGAGUCUUCGCUUCAAAGACCUCUGGUGAUAAUAUUCGAUGCCCUAGAGCAGCUCUCAGAGACUGAUGAGGCUAGGAAGCUCUGGUGGCUACCUGCUCAUCUUCCCCGGUUUGUUCGGAUCAUCCUCUCCACACUGCCUAACAAACAUGGGAUCCUGCAGAAACUAAGGUGCCUUAUCCAUGAAGAAGACAACUACAUUGAGCUGAUUCCCCGGGACAGAAAGAUGUGCAGUCAGGUCCUCAAACACCAGUUGCUGAGGGUCAAAAGGAAGGUCACGUCAGGCCAGCAGAUUUAUGUGAAUAAUGCAUUCUCCAAGUGCACGCUGCCUAUGUUUGUGAACCUAACUUUCAGAGAGGUGAGACACUGGAGAUCCCACAAAGACGUCAAUGAAUCCUCCCUCUGUGUGACUGUCCAUGAAAGUAUAGAGCAGUUAUUCUGGUCCUUAGAGAAGAAGUGUGGUCAGAAACUGGUCUCCAGGGCUCUGGGUUACAUCACCAUGGCCAAAAUGGGUUUGAGUGAAAUGGAACUGGAGGAUGUGUUAGCUCUGGAUAACAGUGUUAUGAAUGAACUCAUUGAGAACACCAGACCUAGCAAUCCCCUGAGAGUACCUUACCUGUAUAUUGCAAGGCUCAAGGAGGGUCUCAAUGGCUACUUAAUAGAAAGGCACGUGAAGAAUGUCACACUCUUAGUCUGGGCCAACAGACACCUGCAGCUCAUAGCUCAGAAGCUGUAUCUACAAGAAGACAGCAACCUCCGUGAGAUGCACACAAUCCUGGCAGAUUACUUUCUAGGGGUGUGGUCAGGAGGCAGGAGGAAAGCUUUCUGCCUGGAAGACCCCUACUUGAAUGGCUGCCUCGACUUAGAGAACAGAAGUCUGCUUGAGGAAGAAAAGCACUUCAUAGAGCAAGCAUCCUUUGACAGGCAGGCCCCUGACCAACCCUGGGUUUUCCAGUGUAACCCACUAGAGCCUGACAUCUUUUUUGUCAAUCACCGGAAAAUGUCUGAGCUCUUGUAUCACCUGACCAGGUGUGGGAAAACCGAUGACCUACUUUAUGGAAUCAUCAUGAACUUCAGCUGGCUUUACACCAUGAUCAAAAUUGGCCAGUUUGACAAAGUGCUUGCAGACAUAGAACUGGCUUACAACUACUCACAGGAAAAGGAGCUGAAGUUCCUGGCCAGCACACUCCGUGGCAUCAGAAACAAGGUCAUUACAUUUCCAGGCUCCCUUUCAGCAGAGCUUCAGCAACGGCUGCUGCCUGUUGUGAGUUCCCUGCCCAAACUUAGGCACCUUCUUUUAGAAUGUGACAAAGAUGGACCCAAAUACUGCUCCAUUGUUCCUCUCCAUUCGUCCAUGGACGUGACAUACAGCCCUGAGCGUCUCCCCUUAGCAUCCAGCCACCUACAUGUCACAGAGAUCCUCCCUACCUGUAACCCAAGCACUGUUCUCACAGCUCUAGAAAACGGUUCCAUCAGCACCUGGGAUGUAGAAACUCGCCAGCUACUCCGGCAAAUCACUACAGCCCAGUCUGUUAUCCUAGGCAUGAAGCUCACCAGUGAUGAGAAGUACCUUGUGGUUGCUACAACAAACAACACCUUGCUGAUUUAUGACAAUGUCAAUUCCUGUCUCCUGUCUGAGGUGGAAAUCAAAGGGACCAAGCAUGGAAGCAGCCCCACCUACAUCAAUGGAUUUACACUCUCCAUCAACCAUGCCCUUGCAUGGCUAGAGGCCAGCAAAGAUGUCACUGUCAUUGAUUUGCUCUAUGGAUGGCCCCUUUACCAGUUCCACUGCUGGUAUGAGGUGACAUGCGUCCAAUGCUCCCUAGAUGGGGUGUAUGCUUUCUGUGGCCAGUACCUUAACAAUACCACCAUUUUCCACUUAGGGAGUGGAGAAAAAAUAUGUACAGUGACAUCAGAAUUUUCAGGUGGUUUUGUAAAGUUUCUUCUCAUCUUGGACACAGCUCAAGAGAUGGUCAUGAUUGACAGUGAGGGAAGCCUCUCCGUUUGGAAUACAGAGGACAUAUCCAGCCCCCAGCUGACUGAAGACUUUGACUGUCGGAAGGAAGACAGCGAAGUGGUGAGCAUUGAGCUUUCAGAGGACCAAAGUGCGAUUCUGAUCUGUAAAGCUCUCAGCAUUGAGCUCUUAGACACUGGCAUGUGGAAGGUAGCUGAAAAAUUCCGAGCCAGGCACAAUGAACGAUUUAUAUCUGCCGUGCUAUCCAAAAAUGGAGACUGUAUCAUUGCAACCAUGGAGAACACCCCAGCAGUAUUCUUCUGGAGGCGGGACACAGGACAGUGCAUGGCAAGCUUGAAGGAAAUCUCAGGUACCAUCGUUAAGCUGGUAAAAUCUAGUCACCACAAUAUGCUACUGUCUUUAUCAACCAGUGGCGUUCUUUCCAUUUGGGAUAUAGAUAUAAUCACAGCUAUGUCCAAUAUCGAUAAAACUGGGAAACCCAUCCAGAGUCUGGUGUUGCCUGCCAGGGGGGAAAUCAUUUACUCUCUCGAUGGCUCUGACUGUGUUCAUAAAUGGAACUUCAGCAGUGGGUUCAUUGAAGCGGUUUUUAAGCAUGAAGGAAUAGUCGAACACUGUGUGUUGACAUCCGCUGGGGACAUAAUGGUGACUUCAGACGACAAAAGUAGCCAGUACGUCUGGCACACCAGCAGUGGGGAAAACCUCUUCCGAAUUAAUGGGCAGAGGAUAUCUCAGCUGCUGAUCACCCAUAAUGACCAGUUUGUGGUCUCUCUUUGUGAGGAAAAUGCCUCCAGGGUUUGGAGGUUGGCCACAGGACACAGGGUCUGUAACAUCUUAACCACUUUGCAAAAUGCUUUCAUUACCUCUGCAAACACCUUCGUGGUAGGAAUGACGAAAAGCAAAGUGCUGGCCGUCAGCCUUUGGACAGGCAGUAUCACUAAGAAAUUCUGUUGUGAAGAUGGGAUCACCAUCGUGAAUUUUAAGUUGAUCCCCGACUGCCCUGACAUCAUCGUGUUCAUCACGUCAGCUGAGACCGUGAACCUCUGGAGCCUAACUGAUGAAGUGAUCUGUCGCCGCGUGCAGCUUCCAAGCAACUUCCUGAAAAACCUGGAGGAUUUUGAAAUUUCUCCCAAUGGGAAGCUAGGCAUUAUAUCCCGGGGAGAUGAAAAUAUUAAUGUGCUGGAUUUACACAGUGGAAAACUACGGGUGGUUCAUGCCUCUGGAGUCAUCUGGAGGCAGAGGCUCUCUCGAGAUGGUCGCUACCUGGUGUACAUUUGUUUCCAGAAUGGGGAGGAGGAGGAGGAAAACGAUACAGUAUCUAGCUUAAUUGUGAUGAGACUAGCUGAUGGCAAAAACAUCGGUGCUUGCUCACUAUAUAAAACACCAACUUUUCUGGCUCUUUCUCAGAGACACCUGAACAUCAUCGUUGGCUUUGAUGAUGGGAGUAUAGGGAUAUACACAGUUGUGGAUAGGGUAGAUGCUGCCCUGAAGAUCAAAAUUGCCACAUCGAAUAGCAGACAGAUUUUCAGCAAUGCAACGCAGACAUCCAGGCCAAAGUCGAACAGUUACUCCUUUAAAGUGUCUGUAGAUUGCUUAUGGCGAGAGUCCACUGAGGUCUUUGCAAGAGACAGCCCCAUUACCGUGAGUGACUCCUCUGAAUCCAAUGAGGCAACACCCUCCAAGAAACACAACUCUUGUUAUGACAGAGUGUGUGCUGCCCUAGAAUCUAGGAGCCACAGCUACACAUCAGAUAACUGACACGAUAUUUAUCCUACUCAGCUGAAGUACAUAAUCCAUGUAUAGCCGAAGGAAGCAAAGUGCAUCUUCUGCACACAAAUGAUGAGCUGUAUGUUUCUUAAAAGCCAGAAAGAUGCUGGAAUUCCUAGUUUACUAAUAUCCUCAUGAAAGGAAACAGAACUAUAAGACUCAACUUGGGUGCCAUCUUUUUGUCCAAAUGUAUUUGUAAAAUAGAGAACUCCCAGAAAGGAUGGUGAAAUGGCCAUUUCCCCUAGAAGAGAGAGAAUAAAAUUUCUUAAAUUUGCUGUAUAACAAGAAUCAGCACAACUCACCACAUUGAUUCAGAUGAGAGAAGCUAGAGUUAUAGGUAGACCAGUUGGACUAGAAUUAGUUCUACAGAAGCCAGUUGAAAUCAUGAUGGCAGAGAACUGUUUGACUCUGAGUGGGGGGUAUGACAGCAAAAUGCAGCCUUAAUAUCUCUUUACGUUUCUCGAUCUUGACAACUGUGUAAACACAAGAGGUCUAAUGGUGCAAAAUUGUGUAAGAAAGAUGUCCAGAUGUGUUUCAGUUUCCCAGGACAGCACACAAAACGUGUGAGAUGGUCAACAGACUGGGACAUGAACUAACUACCACUAUCACAGGGCUACUGACCGUGGAGAGUCAGUCUUCAUUAAAACACAUUCACAAUGACUGCAUGCAAGGGUUUCUGUGCAAUGGGAUAUAUAAUUUUUAAACUGUUUCUUUCAUGGGUUGCAAAAGAACCUGACUUACUAAGAAACCACAAUCUUUUCACACAUUUUCUUGAGUUGCAUUAUUUGUGCUGAGUAUAAAGAAUUAUGGAAAGGGCAUUACAAGUUUGAUCAAAACAUCUGUUUAUUCCCUUCAUUGUACUAACAAGAGUCCAUACUCUUCAGUUAGUUGUUAGGGAGCCUAAUGUUUCCCAGACCCCUGCAGUAUCUUAAUAGAAAGCAAACUUUUUAAACACGCCGUCUCUGAAACACUGGUGAUAUUGCCUUAUUCUCGUUAUGCCUCUCUCCUGUGUAAAAUGCAGAUAAAGACCAAAUACUCUGGGACAAACUGAAUAUGCCUGUCUCCGUGCUAAAAUAUUCCAUAUAUCUUAAGGGUCCAAAGGUUCCUAUGAUCCCUGUUUGUGAUCACUUUCUUACUUCCACACACCAUGUGUACACUUCUUCAUCUCUUACGCUCCCAGACUGAGGACUUUCCCAGUCUUACCAAUUUCAAAGUUGAAACUAUGAAAUGGCAUAUUUAAAAAAUAAAUGACUUCACCAAUUUGAAGGAAAAUACAUCUCAGAAGGUGAAGGUGAAUUUCUUCCUUCCGAGUCCUUCACUUGGCAUGUCCUGGAAGACCUCCCAAGGGGAUCAGGUGGUCGUGAUUGGUUUGAUUUUUCUCUCAAAGUGAAACGUACUUAAAUCAGAACCUUGAACAAAGAACCAGCUUAUUUUCAUCCUGGCUCUGCUUGGGACUCGGCACACACCUAUAGCCUGACCUCUAGCCUCACCAAGUGUAUUGCUUUUGUGGACUGCAAAAUGAAGAAGAUGACAGGUUCUGCUAGAGCCUGUAAACCUGACGGGGAUGCCAGGGAGUAAUAAGAGAAAAACAUUACACAGUGCCAUCUUGAUUGCUGAUACAUUGGGAAAAGGAAAAUUAUCUAAACUCGUAGAGAAUCCAGUUGUGUUCCACUGGUGAAAGGAUUUAACAUGUAAGCAUUCGAAGGUGUUGUUCAGAUAUCAACAACCUUCUCCAUGGUGAAACACCUUUUUUCAGUGUGUUCCUCCUAGUUUAGCCACCAGCCUGUAGGUGAGAGCCCUUGGAGGGUUAAGAUCUAUAUACACAUGAUCUGGAGUCCAUACUUUUAGCUCUUUAGUCAACACAUUCUUAUUCCUGUCAUUAUCAACUGAACAUCCAUGCCAUACAUUUCUAAGAAUUAAAUGCCUAGGUGAAUUACACGUAGUGUGUGAGUGUUCUGUGUAAAAACCACUAGAGUUGUAACAAGUGACUUGAAUGUUUUUUUUUUCCUAACAUGUUUGCAACUGAUAGCUCGUAUUGAAUGUUUUUAUGUAAACUUUGUAUUGUUGGGAUGAACUUCCCAAUCAGAGAUUUAUAUUUUCGUAAAUGUUACAUUUAGUUAAAAUUUUGUUACAGAGUUGUUACACUAGACAAUUAUUUCAGUGUUCAAACAAUAUACAGUCUUGUGUAUGUAUCAUUUGUAUGAAUAAAAGAUGAGCUACUUAAA